Molecule: messenger RNA, 2185 nt
Organism: Pocillopora verrucosa
Lineage: Eukaryota; Metazoa; Cnidaria; Anthozoa; Scleractinia; Pocilloporidae
Product: polycystin-2-like protein 2
Biological process (GO): detection of mechanical stimulus
Cellular component (GO): membrane
Molecular function (GO): calcium ion binding; calcium channel activity
Source: RefSeq, a predicted model, not a curated record
AAAAUUGUUCUUUACAGCUUUGGUCCUCGCAGCCAUUUUCAAAAUAAAGGCUAAAAGAUCAGAGGUACUAGAAUGCGAAAAUUCUAAUCAAGGUAAAAGUAGCAGCUCGAAAGAAAGAUUUUGGAAGCUGAAAUUGUCAGAUGUGGAAAAGAUGAGAAGAAGCCAAGCCAAGAAAGAGAACCUGUCACGUUAUUUCGCAGAUUUGGGUAUCUACUUGGUCUUCGUUUUCUUGCUGAUGGUAGUGUGCUAUGGAAACAAAAAUGACCAUCGGUACCUGAUGACAAAAUCAAUCCGAGAUGGCUUGCCAAACUUUAGUAAUGUGGCAGACGACAAGAUGUACUGGAGCUGGUUGCAAGAUAAUUUUAUUCCUGGAGUGUUUUCUGGCAGAUGGUACAACGGUCAAGAGGAGAAACAAACAACGUACAUUGGAAAUAAACAUUCUCUUCUUGUUGGAAUGCCUCGAAUAAGGCAACUCAGAGUGAAAUCGACUUCGUGUACCAUUGCAAUGUUUAAAGAAUGCUACAAAGGGUAUUCUAACACAGACGAAGACAAGACCGCCUGCUUUAAGCCGGGAUGGAAGCCUGUUGAUAACUCCACGAGUAACGACGAAUUGCCACGACUUUGCCCGAAGCCAUGGCGAUAUCAAAGUGCGAAGGAAACCGACACCGUAGCAAAGUGGGGACGGUUGUCAUUUUAUCAUGGAGAAGGAUUUAUAGCAGAUCUUGGGAACGACAACCAAACAGGACAUCGCAUAAUAACAAAUUUAAAAAAAAGUUGUUGGCUAGACAAGCAAACGAGAGUUGUCGUCGCAGAGUUUUCCUCGUUUAAUCCCUCAGUGAAUAUUUUAGGUGUUGCCACAUACUUCUACGAAGUUGAGGCGUCGGGAUUCAAAGUCGCCUCGACACAAAUUGAUGUCAUUUCUCGUGAUUCUUCGGAUACAGCUUCACUUCAGUUUUACUCGAUCUGCCUUUUUCUAUUUAUUUUACUCGUUAUUCUGCAUUUUGGAAGAGAGAUCUUCAGAAUUUAUAGUCAUCGCUCUCGUUAUUUCCAGUCCGUGUGGCAUUGGGUGGAGAUGCUCCAAGUUGUUUUUUCUGUGUUAGCCGUUGUAAUUUACCUUAUACGACAACGUAGAGUAAAUACAGCGACGGGAAAGUUGCAAGAAAACAUUGACGCAAACAUCAGUUUUCAAGAAGCUAUAAUUUGGCAGGAAGCAGACAAUGCUGCACUUGGAGUCCUAAUUUUUAUCGUCACUGUAAAGCUCUUGAGAAUCAUUCGGUUGAAUAGUCAAGUUGUUGUAUUCUCCAAAGCAUUGAAGAUAUCAGCGCGAUCCUUGUCAUCGUUUAGCAUUGUUCUAUUGACUUUCUUUAUUGCAUUUCUGCACUUCGGUGUUUUGAUGUUUGGCACUGGAUUUGAGCGCUAUUCUUCUGUGCUUAAAGCAACUUAUUUCCAACUCGAGCUAACUCUAGGGCGAGUGAAAGCUAGACCAAUCAAUGAACUGUCCGAGACUCACAAAAUAUACGCCAAAAUCUUCUCCUUCUUAAUUCUUUCAACCCUUACUAUUGUCUGCAUGAAUUUUUUCAUCGGUAUGAUAAACGAUGCACUUCUGGAAGCAAAGAACACCGCUGGCCAAAGUGUACUGCACGAACUUGUCAAUAAAGAUCCUUGCAUAAGCUCAAAGGACAGAAAAGCAUUUUUCGAUGUGAUCAGUCACAAGCUGCGACAGUCGAAGGCCUCACGAACGCUAGACGAGAUGGAGAAAAAAAGCACUUCAAAUGUUAGCCUUGAUUUCGAGAAAAGUUCAAAAAUGAACUUUGAUAUCAAGGUUAGCGAGAUGUGGGUUUUAAGGGAAAUAAAAGCAGAGAAAACACCAAGCAACGUGGAGAGAAAAUCAUUCUUUGAUAAGACAAGCAGAAUGUUAAAAGCGAUAAGAAGUAUCAACUAUAACGAACAAAGCAAGGGCAAAGGUAGAAAGAACGUAAGAUUUCAGGAGGAUGUCGUUGACUCUUUUCUUCGGAAAUUGGAUAAAAAGAAGAACGACUUGUUUCAACAUCUAGAUAGAGUUAUUACAGGGUUUUCAGAGGAGGAAGAGGACAUUUAUCAUUUGCUGAGCUACGUUGAAGGCUCACUCGGACCACGAUGAAAAAGAAAAAAAGAUAAUUAAGAUAAAAUGAACAAAUGUUUUGCC